AUGUCAAAGGUUGCCUUGGUGACUCUGGCUACGCUCCAGGGCGCCAAUGCUUGGGGAGUCUUGGGCCACGCAACCGUCGCCUACGUUGCACAGCACUAUCUGAACGCUGCCACGGCAUCAUGGGCUCAGGGAGUUCUCAAUGACACCUCCAGCUCUUACUUGGCCAGCAUCGCCUCUUGGGCUGAUACCUACCGCACCACUGCGGCUGGCAAGUUCUCGGCUCCCUUCCACUUCAUCGACGCUGAGGACAACCCCCCAUCCUCAUGCAACGUCGACUAUGACCGAGACUGCGGCAGUGGUGGCUGCUCCAUCUCGGCCAUGGCCAACUACACCCAGCGAGUUGGAGACGGCCGCCUCUCCACGGCCAACACCGCCGAGGCUCUCAAGUUCCUCGUCCACUUUGUAGGCGACAUUACCCAGCCCCUGCACGACGAGGCCUACGAAGUCGGUGGCAACGACAUCAGCGUCACGUUCCAGGGCUACAGCGACAACCUGCACUCUGACUGGGACACUUACAUCCCCGAGGCCCUCAUUGGCGGCGACUCUCUUACCGAUGCUCAGACCUGGGCCAACACGCUCAUCAGCGAAAUCACCUCUGGAACAUACAAGUCCCAGGCCGCAAGCUGGAUCAAGGGCGACACCAUCAGCGAUGUCAUCACCACCGCCACUCGCUGGGCCACCGAUGCCAACGCCCUCGUCUGCACUGUCGUCAUGCCCAACGGCGCUGCUGCCCUGCAAAAGGGCGACCUGUACCCUACUUACUACAACUCCGUUAUCGACACCGUCGAGCUGCAGAUUGCAAAGGGCGGUUACCGUCUGGCCAACUGGCUCAACAUGGUCUACACCUCCAACAUUGCCAAGCGUGAGGAGGGCUCUGUUGAGGCUCGUGAUACCUCUCCUCUGCCUGAUCUCAUGGGCCGAGACCUGCUGCCCGCAGCUCGUCCUGCUACUCGUGCUCAGCUUGCCAGAGCCGCUAUGGGUGGCUCAUGCUGCGGAACCGCCCAUGAUCAUGAGCACAAGCACUAA
Trichoderma harzianum CBS 226.95 is the source of this 1026-nucleotide messenger RNA. RefSeq lists its product as hypothetical. Gene Ontology annotation, molecular function: endonuclease activity; nucleic acid binding. Bases 1 to 1026 code for a protein of 341 amino acids. Gene Ontology annotation, biological process: DNA catabolic process. NCBI's taxonomy places the organism in Eukaryota, Fungi, Ascomycota, Sordariomycetes, Hypocreales, Hypocreaceae. The record is from RefSeq and is a predicted model, not a curated record. The transcript is spliced from 2 exons.